This is a messenger RNA of Dictyostelium discoideum AX4, 423 nucleotides long. RefSeq lists its product as hypothetical. Lineage: Eukaryota; Evosea; Eumycetozoa; Dictyosteliales; Dictyosteliaceae. The record is from RefSeq and is a predicted model, not a curated record. The transcript is spliced from 2 exons. The coding region runs from base 1 to 423 and encodes 140 amino acids.
AUGGAUCAACCACAAGAAUCAGUAUUUAUUAGAGUAAAUGGUGAAAUUUUAGAAUCUCUCAUUAAUCAAACUUCAGCAAAUAAAAUAUCAAAGGGAAUGAUUUUAGCUAAGUUUUUAGAUAUUGACCAAGAUAAAGGCACAGCAACAAUUGAAUCAACAGAUUCAAAGCAUCUUAAAUUCUCUGUUCCAAAAGAUAAAUUUAAUUCAAUUAAUAAAAAUAACUAUUACCAAAUUUGUUUUACUUUUGAAUAUACCACAACAAUUGGUGUACAAGGUGUAGUUUUAUCAUUAUUUGAUUUUGGUCCAGUUGAUUCUUUUGAUACUUACUCCUAUUCCCUCACAUAUUUCAAUUAUUGGAACAUUAUCAAAGAUAGAUACCCACAACUUAAAACUGAAUCUGAUCAAAUGGACCAACAAUAUUAA